AUGUCUUACAACAAGAAUUAUGGAGGACAGUUCAUGGGGCUUCGUCCAACGGGAGAUAAAAACCAGAACAAGAUGACAGAAGACUCUUUGAAAAAAAUAUUUAAAAAAGAGGAAAGGAAGGAUGCGUGCAAAGUUAUUUUCGUCAUUUCAGAAUUGAGAGGAAUAAACUUACCAGAGGUGGAAAAUGGAGAUAUAUAUUUCUUCUGCACGGUGAUAUUCGACAACGACGAUGUGAAGACGUCCAUGUCGAGGUCCAACUACAACUCUUCCUUCGUCCGAGGGCAGUACAUCCUGGAGGCCUACUCACUUGAGUUCAACGAGGAGAUUGUUUUAAAAAUUCCUGAGGAAGCCAAUUUCGCACGAGUCUACGUGUCCUACCUGACCGUCACAGAUGAGAACGGAACGAGAAAUAUAAAAUUGGAAGGAAUAGGAUACACGGACCCGUUUAAGCUGAAUGAAUGCCAUGUUUACCCAUACGCGAGGUGCAAGCUAAACACUGCAAUUGGUGCGGAAGAGACGAAAGCAUCCCUCCGAAUGUGCGUCAAGUGUGUGGACAGCAGCCAUCCGUCAGUGAUAAAGGAGACUCAGGAAUUUAAUGUCAUCGAUGAGUUCAGAUCCCUGUGCACGGAAUGA
Molecule: messenger RNA, 633 nt
Organism: Plasmodium fragile
Lineage: Eukaryota; Apicomplexa; Aconoidasida; Haemosporida; Plasmodiidae
Exons: 7
Coding region: 1-633 (210 amino acids)
Source: RefSeq, a predicted model, not a curated record